UUCUUGCAAGAAGUGAAUGAUUUUUGUGGGGCAAAUGACAUUUCAAUAACAAACAUGGAUGAUGAUGCUCCAAAGCGGAUUAGUAAGAGGAAUGGUUCAAACAUCAAGAACUACCAUCAUUAUCGCGUUGAAAUAUUUUGUCAGGUCGUCGACUUACUUACACAAGAGAUGGAAAAUCGUUUCUCUGAGGCAUCCACAGACUUGCUAAGUUGUAUGGCAUGCCUCGAUCCAAAAAAUGAUUUCGCUGCUUUUAAUGUUCAUAAGCUUGUUCAUCUUGCUACUCUUUACCCAAAGGACUUCACAUCGACUCAACAUACUGAAUUGUUACACAACUUGAAACUUUUAUUGAUGUUGUGA
Molecule: messenger RNA, 357 nt
Organism: Salvia splendens (bonfire salvia)
Lineage: Eukaryota; Viridiplantae; Streptophyta; Magnoliopsida; Lamiales; Lamiaceae
Exons: 2
Coding region: 55-357 (100 amino acids)
Source: RefSeq, a predicted model, not a curated record